Molecule: messenger RNA, 2238 nt
Organism: Penicillium griseofulvum
Lineage: Eukaryota; Fungi; Ascomycota; Eurotiomycetes; Eurotiales; Aspergillaceae
Product: Cytochrome P450, E-class, CYP52
Exons: 8
Coding region: 1-2238 (745 amino acids)
Molecular function (GO): heme binding; iron ion binding; oxidoreductase activity, acting on paired donors, with incorporation or reduction of molecular oxygen, reduced flavin or flavoprotein as one donor, and incorporation of one atom of oxygen
Source: RefSeq, a predicted model, not a curated record
AUGGAUUUGUUUGAUUUCCAUUUUACAGACGUUGGUACCACAUUAGAACAAAAGUUCUUGGGUACAAUCGCCCACCACCUUGAGCUCCCGAUCCAAUAUGUAAAAGCCAAAAACCUGAUUAUUCAAAAAGAUUUCAACUUUGGACUUCGUCGUCAGAUUUUCUUCCCUCUGCUUGGAGACGGCAUUUUCACCCAGGAAGGGGCUUCCUGGAAGCAUUCGCGAGAGCUCCUUCGUCCACAGUUCGCAAAGCAGCAAUACCGAGAUAUGGACAUUUUCCGGCCCCACGUCGACAACCUGCUCGAUCACAUACGCGCUAAUCAGGGCGAAAUCGAUCUUCAGCCAUUGUUCUUUAAUCUCACCCUGGACACGACCACGGAGCUUCUUUUUGGGAAGUCCGUUGAUAGCCUUAAAGAGACCGGUAACUCACGAGGGGCAAAAUUCGCGAAUGAAUUUGAUGUUGCUCAAAACUACGUUAUUCAGCGGUUUCGUCUGUUGGACCUGUACUGGUUGAUCGGUGGUCGGAAAUUCCAACGAUCGUGUGCUGCUGUCCAUGAGUUUGUGGAUGGAAUUAUCGAGGAGCGAAGUCAGAAGUCAGAGGAAGACACAGCAAAAAAUGACCGUUACUUGUUCUUCGAUGCUAUUGCAAAGGAUCCGAAGCAUUCAAGCGAUAGGAAAGCUCUGAGAGCCCAACUGGUCAAUAUGUUGCUCGCUGGCAGAGACACAACCGCGUGCCUUCUAAGUUGGACAUUCUUUCUUCUAGCUCAGCAUCCCAAUGUUCUAGCUAAGCUGAAAGCAGAAAUUACCUCAGUGGUGGGAUCUAGGACAGAGAUCGAUCGACAAGACAUCAACAAAAUGACAUACCUUGCAAAGGUUUUGAAAGAGACCCUUCGACUUUAUCCCUCCGUGCCUGUCAACACGCGGACUGCUCGAAGAACAACCUUCCUCCCAACGGGUGGUGGUCCCGACGGGACUGCACCGGUACUUAUACGUAAAGGCGAGAAUGUAGCAUUCUGUGUGUACUCAAUGCAUCGCCGAAAGGACUUAUAUGGAGAAGAUGCGGAAGAGUUUCGCCCAGAACGCUGGGACGAAGAUUUGCCCGAAUAUACGAAAACAUGGGGUUAUUUACCCUUUAGUGGGGGUCCUCGAAUCUGCCUAGGGCAGGAAUUCGCUCUUAUUGAAGCAUCUUACACUACAGCUCGAAUUCUGCAAGAGUAUUCCGGUAUUCACCUAAUAUCCAAAAAGGACCAACAACAUAUUGAUAUCGUCGCUGUUCAUGGUCUGUCCGGUGACGCUCGACGAACAUGGACCCAUGAAGCUUCAAAAGUGUGCUGGCUUAGCGACCUUCUUCCCAACUACAUCAAGAAUGCCCGGGUCCUCUCGUGGGGGUAUAACGCCAACACAAAUUCUUUGGGCGGCAAGGCAACAAGCUCAGACCGGAUCCUACAGCAUGCUGGGACACUUAUUGAGGAGCUUCAAAAUGACAGAGAGUUCGAGGAUGCCACCGAGCGACCCAUCAUUUUCGUAUGUCAUUCUUUGGGAGGUAUCAUAGUCAAAAGAGCCCUCACACUAUCCCAAGCUCGCACAUCAGCGAAGAGCGCCCGACUUCACAUGAUUUAUACAUGCACAUACGGCAUUUUAUUUUUCGGAACUCCCCACAACGGCUCUAGCAAAGCACGCCAACUCGACACCAUCCACAAGCUAGCGUCCUUUAUAGUUCCCAAAAGGGUCGCUCGCUUCGAAACAAAUCUAGUCACUGGAAUCGAGGAUGACUCGGAAACAAUUCAAAACAUCGCCCAGGACUUUUCUCCAUUGAUGUCACGGUAUCAUAUAAUGUUUCUGUGGGAGCAGUUGCGCACCGAUAUGAAAUAUACGAUGGAUUAUAUCGUGGAUCGCGAGAGUGCCGCACCAAUAGUGGAUGGAACGGACAGAUGUGGUAUUGCCGCGGAUCAUCGGGGCAUUUGCAAAUUUGAGAAUGUCGACUCUCCGGGUUUCAAGGUUGUUAUUGUCGCUCUCAGGCGAUACUGCAUGGCUGCGCCAGCAAGGAUCAAGGAAAGGCUUAUGGAGAGUGCGAACUCUUUGAGCGAGAAAAGAAGAUACGAAGCUCUGGAGCUGGUUGGGGAGUCACCAAUAUUGCCUAUAUCUCCUGUCUCGAAUGUUUCUUCUUUUUCGGAUGGAGCUACCUUGUCGGAUACAAUACAUCGGCUGAGAAUGAAGAGAGACGCCAAGGAGUUAUCUUAG